AUGUCUGAAAAGUUUACUCGAGGAAUUGAUGAGGAAGUGAUAAAAAUCCUGAAUCUAACAGAUGAUUUUCAAAAGUUUGUUCUACUCGAACAGCAGCGAUGGGUUGAGCUUCAUUAUUCGCGAGGGAGAUAUUUUCGACUGCGAAUACCAAAGUUUGGACGAGACAUGGACUUGAUCACAGAACGAAGUGAACUCGUUAUAUCAACCAGCGGAGAUGAGAUAUACCGAUUGAAUCUGGAGCAAGGCGAAUUUUUGGAGCCAUAUCGUACUGUUGAGUGUUGGGAUCAUCGUGAUAAAUCGCGAGUUGGACUUCUUGAUGUCGCGUCUAGUAUUUCGGAUUAUACCAAUGGAAUUGCCGCUGUAACGGCGCUAAAAUUCUGCGAUCCUCUACAUUUUGGCGUAGGCACUUCAAGUGGACAUGUAGUUCUCUAUGAUAUUCGUGCAUCAAAACCGCUGCUCGUGAAAGAUAUGCAAAAUGAUCUACCGAUAAGGCGAAUUGAAUUUGUGCGCAAGGAAGACGAUAAUAUUGUACUGUCAAUGGAUAACCGUGCUAUCAAAAUUUGGAACGAGCGAAAUGGGCGACCGAUUACUGCAAUUGAGCCGGAACCCUCUUUGAAUGAUUUUGUGCUUUAUCCGAACUCGGGAAUGCUAUUUAUUGCCGCAGAGGCUCCUCGGAUGCUUCAAUACUUUUGCCCUAUUCUUGGCCCAGCUCCAAAAUGGUGCUCAUUUUUGGAAGCGAUCACCGAAGAAUUAGAAGAAAGUGACAAGCCAGCCGUUUAUGAUGACUACAAAUUCGUUACCGAAGCUCAACUGGAUGAUCUUGGUUUGAAACAUUUGAUUGGUACUCAAUUGUUGAGAGCCUACAUGCACGGAUUUUUCAUUGACAUUCGGUUAUACAACAAGGCCAAGCUGAAGACACAACCAUUUGCAUAUGAGAACUACAAGAAGAGAAAGAUCCGGGAAGCGAUGGAAGAUGAACGGGAAGAGGCAGCGAUUGGUGUUAAAUUGAAGAAAGAAUCGGAAGUUAAAGUGAAUCGAGAGCUUGCUAAAAAACUUGAACUUGACGCCUCAAUCGCAAACAAAAAGAAGAAGUUCGCAAAAGAAAAGGCAAAUGCGGCAGCUUCUUUGCUACAAGAUCCUCGGUUCGCUAAACUUUUCGAAGAUGAGGAGUUCGAGGUGGAUGAAACCAGUGAAAUUUUCACAAGCCUGCAAUCCAGACUGGAGAAGUCGCAGAAAAAGAAGAAAAGACCCGAUGAAGAUGAUGAUGAUGAUGAGAAUGAUGGCGAUGAUGAUAGAAAUUCGGAGAGCGAUGAAGGGCAUCCACAAACGGAAUUUUUCGAUCAACUUGAGGGAGGAAGAAAAAGUUCGAAA
Messenger RNA from Mesorhabditis belari, 1371 nucleotides. The record is from the annotation of a GenBank genome assembly. Lineage: Eukaryota; Metazoa; Nematoda; Chromadorea; Rhabditida; Rhabditidae.